ACAUUUACAGCUACAGCAUAUGAAUAGUAAUAAAACUCCUCUCUCUCUCUCUCUCUCUCUGCCUUGACCCAGUAUUAAACCUGCAUGCCGGCUACAGACGUCUUCAAAAGUUCAAACACACCCCCACCAUUUAAAAUGCCCCCAUAACAUACCGUAUCUCCCAUAUUUUAUAUCCAGAUUCACAUUCCUUCAAUCCAUCUCUCUCUCUCUCUCUCUCUAUCAUUCCAAUGAUUUUAUAAACAAUCACUGCUUUCCUCUUCAGUAUUUCCUAAAUUAUACUAGCUCAACCCAGUUUAAUUUAAUUACUCCAUCUCCCAACAACCCUUGAAUCAUUUCAUUUCAAGCUUUUUCUAUCAUCAAUCAAUCAUGUUUCCGGUGAACUCACUCCUACUGCUGGCGGGUGCAAUUGUAGUUCUGUUUUUGGUUCUUCGAUUUCUAUCCAAAACAUCUCUUUUACAUUUUCUCAAGAAAUGGUGGCGAUUGAUUGAAGAUGGAUGUUAUGCAUACCAGUUCUACAAAGUUCCGCAAUUCAACGACCAUAUGCAAGAAAAUCAGCUUUACCGGAAAAUUUCCACUUACCUGAAUUCUUCGCCGUCCGUCGAAGACUCCGAUUUCGCGAACCUUUUCUCCGGCAACAAGUCGAACGAAAUCAGCCUUGUUCUCGAUCCCAAUCAAGUCGUGAUGGAUACGUUCCUCAGCGCUAGGGUGUAUUGGACGAACGACAAGUGCGAGACAAAUGGUUCCAGAGCGCUGGUUUUGAGGAUCAGAAGGAACGAUAAGCGUCGAAUUCUUCGUCCUUACCUUCAACAUAUUCACACGGUGUUCGACGAAAUUGAGCAGAGAAGGAAAGAGAUUAAACUGUAUAUCAACGCGGAGGCGGAACCGCAGAGGAACGGACGGUGGAGAUCGAUUCCGUUCACGCAUCCGGCGACUAUCGACACGGUGGCGAUGGACUCGGAUCUCAAGAACAAGGUAAAGUCCGACCUCGAGGCGUUCCUCAAGUCGAAGCAGUACUAUCACCGGCUCGGACGAGUCUGGAAGCGGAGUUACCUCCUGUACGGGCCGUCCGGCACCGGAAAAUCGAGCUUCGUCGCCGCAAUGGCGAAGUUCCUCAGCUACGACGUGUACGACAUCGAUUUGUCAAAAGUCUCCGACGAUUCAGAUCUGAAGAUGCUCUUGCUACAGACGUCGAACAAAUCGAUGAUCGUGAUCGAAGAUCUUGAUCGGUAUUUGACCGAGAAAUCAACGGCUGUGAGCUUGUCUGGGAUUCUGAAUUUCAUGGACGGGAUAGUAUCAUGCUGCGGCGAAGAACGCGUGAUGGUCUUCACGAUGAACGGUAAGGAUAACAUCGAUCCUGCGGUUAUGAGGCCCGGAAGGAUCGACGUUCACAUACAGUUCCCUACCUGCGAUUUCUCAGCUUUCAAAACCCUAGCGAACAGUCACUUAGGGCUCAAAGAACACAAGCUCUUCCCUCAGGUUGAAGAGAUCUUCCAGAUCGGAGGGACUUUGACUCCGGCCGAGAUCGGCGAGAUCAUGAUUUCGAAUCGGAGCUCACCGAGUCGGGCUCUGAAAGCGGUCAUUACCGCGUUGCAGACCAACGUUGACAGGAGGGAGUCCAGUAAAACGGGGCAGAAAUUGGGUCAUAGCGCGUCGGGUCGGACCGCGGAAGAGUCGGGCGAAUCCGGAUUCUUUUGCCGGGAAAGCGUUCACACCGUAAAAGAGUUCCGGAAAUUGUACGGACUACUGAGAAUGAAGAGCAGUAGGAAGGAGUCUAUAGACUUAGAUGCAGCUGAGAAGGAAAAUUCACGGCAUGAACGGCAUGAACAUUAACCCGACAGCUUCCGGCAGAUCAGCCCGUGUUUACAUUCGGAGCUCCAAACAGUUAAGAUCUGGGAUUUUUUUUUUUUUUGUACCCUUGUUCAUCAAAGGGCUUUCUUACAAUACUUCAUUUUCUUUGUACUGUUUUUUCUUUUUCAUCUCAAUACACCUUUUCUUUUUUUUCUUUUUCUUUUUUUUAAGUUAAUUGUUGUAUAAAUUUUCUUUUGAACA
Molecule: messenger RNA, 2049 nt
Organism: Cornus florida
Lineage: Eukaryota; Viridiplantae; Streptophyta; Magnoliopsida; Cornales; Cornaceae
Product: AAA-ATPase At2g46620-like
Exons: 1
Coding region: 367-1830 (487 amino acids)
Molecular function (GO): ATP hydrolysis activity; ATP binding
Source: RefSeq, a predicted model, not a curated record